Molecule: messenger RNA, 2349 nt
Organism: Aphidius gifuensis
Lineage: Eukaryota; Metazoa; Arthropoda; Insecta; Hymenoptera; Braconidae
Product: protein C12orf4 homolog
Exons: 7
Coding region: 159-1793 (544 amino acids)
Cellular component (GO): cytoplasm
Source: RefSeq, a predicted model, not a curated record
GACUCAACCUGUCAGAAUUUGUUUUUAUUUAUUAUUGACGUUUGAAAAAAAAACAACAUUGUGAUAUUAUCAGUGAUUUUUUUUAGUUUUAGAUUAACAAGUGUUAUUUAAAACUCAACAAUCAACGCGAAAAAUAAUAAAAGUUAAAUAUCAAAAUAAUGGCUGAUGAUGAUUAUACUGAAAAGAUAUUUACAUUUAAAUUUCCUACUUGUAAAACAAGUGAUGAAUACACACUAGAAAUACCCUUGAAAAUUCCAUAUCAUGGAUCAAUUAAAGAACUCAGUCAUCGAAUUGUAACAUCAUUUAAAAUUCCAUGUUACAUUGAACAAGAAUUAUUGGAAUCACUUGAAUGUACAGUAAAACAAUGGACCCAAGAUUAUUAUGAUGAAAGAGACGAUAAAUUAAUUGAAGAUGCACAAAAUGGUAGUGUUGAAAUUGAUAAAAUAAUUAAGUAUUGGGAAAAAUUAUACAAAGAAAAAACAGUUGAUUAUGCUGAACCAAUUGGUACAACUGAUGAAGAACUUUUUGCAGCAGCUUAUCAUCGUCUUAUUCAUUCACCAUCAUUAGAACCAAUUUUACAUGCUGAACAUAAUUAUGGAAAAGAUGUUACAGAAGUCAUUCAAUCAAGAGACUCUGAAUAUGAACAAUUAACACAAAAACAAACUGAAGAAAUGAGAAUUGCUGUUGAAACAUUAGAAAUUGGUUCAACAGAAAAAUCAAUAAAUGACAUGGCAGCUAGACAUUUUGAAGAACAAAGUUUAAUACAGGGUCACUGGGGUUCAAGGGUAGAUGCAUUAAAAUUAGAACAACGUCGUCAAUAUCGUAAUUGGAUCAUGAGAUUACUUGAAGAACAACAGACAAAUAUGUUACCAACACCUGUAGAAUCACCAAUGGUACCAAUGCAAUUAUUUCCUGAACAAUUAUCACCAUCUGAUUAUCCACAAUUGGAAGAAAGUUUUACCAUACAUCUAGGCUCGCAAAUGAAACAAAUGCACAAUAUUAGAAUAUUAACUGGUGAUGUACUUGAUUUUUGUCAAACUAAAAAUAAUGGCUCCAAUAAUAUGGAUCCAACACCUCAAAGACUUCAAACUGCAUUAGGACUAUACUCAAAUGAUUUAUGUGGUCUUGUACUAUUGAGUGAUAAUCAUUUGGGCAGUUACUCAGGCAUAACAAAAGAGUUAUGCUCAAUUUGUCAGCUCACAACAGAAUUUCAUUUUUCUCCAAUGGAUGAACAGUUAGAAAAAAUUAAAGAUGAUGUAAAAGAUGCAGUCAGUUGGAGACAAGCACAUCAUCGUGAUGGAAAUGACAUACAGAUAAAAAAAACAACAUCAAGUAAAGCAUUACAAACAGGAGAUGUAUUUAUUACAAGACAUUCAAAUUUAGCACAAGUUCAUGUGGUAUUUCAUAUGGUUGUUAAUGAUUCAUUGAGAUCUGGUGAAAUUAAUUCAAGGCAUCCAGCAAUAUUAGGUUUAAGAAAUAUUUUAAAAACAGCAUGUUGUAAUGAUGUAACGACCAUUACAAUUCCAGUCUUACUUGUUCAUGAAAUGACCGAAGAUAUGACUGUUGCAUGGUGUACUAAAAGAGCUGAAUUAGUAUUUAAAUGUGUUAAAGGAUUUAUGAUUGAAAUGUCAUCUUGGGGUGGUGCAGAAUUAAAAAAUUUACAAUUCUUAGUACCCAAGGGUAUGUCUGAAGAAGUAUUUGGUACACUUGCAACAAUGUUACCAAGUAUCUUUCGUGUAUCAAAUCCAUUAGUUUUCAAAGCAUCUGGUGCACCAAAUACACCAAAAAAAUGAAUAGUAAUUUUUAAUUAAGUGAUUUUUUUUUGUUGGUGGCAUUUAUUGUAAUGAUAUUCUGUGACCCAAUUGUCAAAUUCAUUAAUAUUGGGUGAGAAACAUGAUAACAUGUUUGUGCAAUAAAUUAAUUAUAUAUUUUGCUCUUUAUCAAAAAAAAAAAGUGUCAAAAUAUUCUGAUUAUUUAUUUUUUGCUUGAUAUUUUAGUUAAUAAUUUAAAUUUAUAUCAGUUAUAAAAAAAUUAAGUGUUUGAAAAAACUAAAUGUUUUAUGUAAUAUACGAUUUUAUUUUAUUGAAAUUAGAAAAAAAAUUAAUUUAUCAAUAUUUUUAAAUUUACAAAAUAACAUAGCGAAUAAGGAUAAAAAAAAUUAAUUUAAAUAUAUAUAAUUUUUAUCAAUCAUCAGGUCAAUUUUGUUAAUUAAUUAAUUGAAAAAAUAAGUCACUAUCUUGCAAGUUUUAAGAUUAAAGUGUUUUGGAAAACGCGUAAUUUAUUAAAACGACAUUAAUUUAAAAAUAAAUGUAGCAAUAAUUUAUCUGCAUUUUAUCGGUGAAAAAAAAA